Molecule: messenger RNA, 519 nt
Organism: Diaporthe citri
Lineage: Eukaryota; Fungi; Ascomycota; Sordariomycetes; Diaporthales; Diaporthaceae
Exons: 2
Coding region: 1-519 (172 amino acids)
Cellular component (GO): mitochondrion
Source: RefSeq, a predicted model, not a curated record
AUGGCCGCCGAAUCAUCACCAUCGGGCGCCGGCCCGGACUCGACGUCGACAGGGCGACUGCCGAUGCCCUCGCGCAACCCACUGCCCCUAUCCGCGUCGCAAGAGGCACAAGUACGAGAGAUAUUCUACGAGAGGAUACGAGGCUACUGCGGGCCGGAGAUAAAAGCAUUCGCGGCCUGCGCCCUGGGCCGCACGUUCUCUGUCCCCUUCGCCUGCCGCGAGCCGCACCGGGUGAUGAACGCGUGCAUGAAGGCGCACGCGACGCCGCAGGAGGAGGACGCGGCGCGCGAGGACUGGUUCGCGAGGAGGCAGCGCGCGCGGGAGAGGCAGGAGAAGGAGCGGCGCAAGGCGGAGCAGCAGCGCUUCAUGCGCGAGUGGUGGGGGCUCGAGGAGAGCGAGCGCGAGGAGCAGCUGCGGCGGGCCGCCGAGGAGAAGCUCACGCGGGCGGAGCGCGUCGGGGGCUUCGCGUCCGGGAGCAGGAGGAGGUUCGAGGGGGAGGAAGAGCCGGGCAGGAAGUAG